AUGGGUGUAGUACUUUCGCUCCCGAGCUUGGUUGCUUCUGGAAUCGCGAGCGUUGGCAGUAUUUUUGCCGGUUUGUCUCUUUCUACCUUUUUUGGCCUUGUAAACUCGGUUCAGAGCGCGUUUGCGGCGAAAUUGAGUUAUGCAGCCUUGUUUCUCUUCAAUUCUCUGCUAUCAUGGCUUAUGCUGUCCUCUUCAGUCAACAAAUUGCUGUCGAAAUUGACAUUUGGGUACCUGAAUUUUGAUUGUGAAAGCGAAGGCAAAUGCUACAGUGUCCUUGCCGUUCACCGCUUUGGAUUUGCUUUGUCUUGCUUUCACUUGCUUCUUGCUGUAUUUACGGCUAUGUCCGCCUCACGGUUGUCGAUGCUGACCAAGAUUCAAAACGGUCUGUGGCCAUUGAAGUAUGCUUCUUGGCUCUUUCUUGUCGUGGUUAGCUUCUUUCUUCCGAACCAGUUUCUGACGUUUUGGGGAAACUACAUCUCUAUUUUUGCCUCAGCCUUUUUUAUCCUUUACGGCCUUCUGUUGCUUGUUGACUUUGCGCACUCGUGGGCGGAAAAGUGCCUCGAUCGAAUUGCGGAGGAGGAUUCUUCCUCUUCUAAAGUAAUUCUUGUUGGAUCAACUGUUUGUUUGUUUGGCUCGGCGAUCGCUAUGUCACUAUUUGUGUAUGCAUGGUUUUGCUCGUCGUCGUGUGUGUUCAAUCAAGUGAUGAAUACAAUCAAUGUCUUUCUGUGCAUCAUUUCCACCUGUGUUGCUGUGCACCCGCUUGUACAGGAGCACAAUCCGCGAUCCGGUCUGGCGCAAGCUUCUACGGUGGCCUGCUACACAUGCUAUCUCAUCAUGUCUGCUGUCGUGAAUGAGCCAUCUGAGACCAAGUGCAAUCCUUGGAGUGAAGACUCUCUUGAUACGCGUGAGGUGAACAAGGUGCUCGGUGCUAUUUUCACAUUUGUAGCUAUUCUUUAUAGUACUAUGAGUGCCGCCUCUCCUGGUGCAUCUAGCGACUCGCAUGAUUACCGUCACCUGUACAGUGAUUCGCAUGAUCUCUCCAACGACGGGGAAGAAAACGAAGGACUUCCUUCUCGUCAAGAGAUUCUGCAAAGAGCGGUUGAGGAAGGAAAUUUACUUCCUUCCGAUUUGAACUCUUCAAAUGCCGGUGGUUACGGGUACUCCUUUUUUCACAUUUUAUUUUUCUUGGCUGCAUGUUAUACCGCUUCCGUGCUCACAAACUGGAACACAUUGAGAAUGUACGAAUCCUCAAAGGAUGAGACAUUUAUACGCAUCGGUUACUCGUACGCUGCUGUAUGGGUAAAGAUGAUCAGUUCUUGGACUUGUCAUACUAUAUAUGUAUGGACUUGUAUUGCUCCAGUCAUUUUCCCCUACAGAUUUACGCUCUAA
Molecule: messenger RNA, 1389 nt
Organism: Schizosaccharomyces japonicus yFS275
Lineage: Eukaryota; Fungi; Ascomycota; Schizosaccharomycetes; Schizosaccharomycetales; Schizosaccharomycetaceae
Product: sphingolipid biosynthesis protein
Exons: 3
Coding region: 1-1389 (462 amino acids)
Cellular component (GO): membrane
Source: RefSeq, a predicted model, not a curated record